Molecule: messenger RNA, 2342 nt
Organism: Lingula anatina
Lineage: Eukaryota; Metazoa; Brachiopoda; Lingulata; Lingulida; Lingulidae
Product: E3 ubiquitin-protein ligase TRIM56-like
Molecular function (GO): zinc ion binding
Source: RefSeq, a predicted model, not a curated record
AUGAGAUCGGAUGGGAGUGACGUGUUCUGUUUACCUCAGGGUCACCUGUUCGUCAUUUUAUAAUCUAGGUCGUUAGGAAAGCCACAGCUGCCAGUUGAACAGAGACGCGAAUGUCGUCAAAGUCCCAUGUGAAAGAUACUGGUCCUUAGAGUCAUGUCUCUGUCCAAGAUCCUAACGGAAGAUUUCUUAACGUGCAGCAUAUGCCUUGGAAAGUUCAAGGACCCCAAGGUCCUCGGCUGUACACAUACGUUUUGCCAGCAUUGCCUCCAAGACUAUUUGGACAAAAAUGUCCAAGGUCAGUCUGGCUUCCCUUGUCCUAUCUGUAGGCGUCAAUGUGACCUCCCUGGGGGCGGUGUAAAUGGUUUACAAACAAACCAUCUUCUGGUCAGCAUAUCACACACACUUGGUCAAGUAGAACAAGCCAAGGCUGCCAAGAAAUGCGCGAUAUGUUGUUUGAAAAAUGUCCUCAAUCCACCCACGGCAACAAAACGCUGUUUGGACUGCGAGGAAAGUAUGUGUGGAGAUUGUUCUUCAGACCAUGUCCUUCAUAAGUUCUGCCGUGACUACAAAUUGUUUCCUCUCGACCAAUUUGACAGCGACGAAUACGUGAAAGAGAUGCGUGCCCGACAAAAUACCCUUUGUGACCACAACAACAAGGACCCCGUAGAAAUCUACUGUCCACUUUGUAAAAAGUUCGUCUGCGUCGGCUGCAUGGUUUUAGAACACCAGGGUCACGAUUGCCUAAGAAUAAACACUGCUGCUGACAAACGCAAGGAAAAACUAGAAUUUCGCGUAAAAUCUACACAGAAGAAAGGUCUACUCUACGAUCAGUUCAAGACCGCUGCUGAAGACCAGAAAGCGUCAGUAGAAGAAGGAAGAAAAAAGGCAAAGACUCAAGUUAAGAAGCAGUUAGAGCUAGUUAUUACGACGGCCCGUCAACGUGCCAAUGAUAUUCUGGAAGAAAUAGACGCCAAGUCGAAUGCCAAAUUAGAUAUUUUAAAUGAUUUAAUUGCAACUGCAACCGCCAACCAAAACCGACUGGGCGACGUUGUAGCCUUCUCGGGAAAGCUCAUUAACCACGGGAACGCUAUGGAUGUCCUGCAAAUGGUCUCUGCCUGUGAGCAAAGCGUCGAGAGCGUUCAGACUAUUGACAUACCGGCCCUUCCUGCAGCCAUGACCCAGCUACAGCUUAUCACCAACGGCAUGGAGGAGUGCGUUACCAGUAUCAACAGUUGCCUUGGAGACGUGAUUCCUGCUUCCAGUGGAAGAUUGGUGACAUCAUUCAAAGUAGACUUGGCCGACUGUCCUGAGGAGAUGAUCAGUCAUGUGACCACUGAUACAAAUGGUGACAUCCUAAUUGGUAUUUGGUGUAAUGAGGACAGGGCACGGAAUAGAAUCCACAUUUACGAUAACAACUUUGCCCUACAGGGAACAAUUCCUAAUCAAAGAGCAGCAGAAAAGGAGGUGUUUGGUGGGAUUGCCACUGAUGAUGACGGUAACAUUGUCACCGGAUGUCAGGGGUCAAAUGAAAUCAUUGUAUUCACCAAGACAGGGGACCACGUGAGAACUUUCCACUGUGAGUCACCUCAAGCAGUAGCGGUCAACAGCAAGGGUCAAUAUGUUGUAGCCAGUUUUAAUACUCUGACUGUGCACCACAAGGAUGGAAAAGUCCUGCAGACGACACCGGACUCAGAGGGGGAAUAUUUCAAAUAUAUCCACUGUAAUGUGAAUGAUGACAUCAUAGUCUCAGAUCAAGAUGACUACAUCCGUGUCUACGAUUCCACUCUCCAGCUUAAAUACAGAUAUGGUUCCAAGGGUGAUGGAGACGAACAGGUGGACACCCCGUGCGGCACAUGCUGCUUGGAUAGUGGUGACAUCAUUCUAACAGACCUCGCCAACCAUCGCCUACACCUGGUUUCGCCAGAUGGGGAAUUCAAGCGGCUUCUUUUAAGCAAGGAAAAUGGACUUUACAAGCCAACAGAUGUUGUAAUAAACCAUCUAGGACAACUGGUCGUUGCGGAAAGUGGCGGUGAUAUUAAAUUCUUCGAAUUAUGAGUGAUUUGACUAAGUAGUAGCCAAAAAUGGACUCCGAAUACAUGAUGUUUCUAAAUACAAAUAAAUAAAUGAAUGAAUACUAAUGAGAUAAGUAGUAAACGACCCGUGUAGUCGUAUGAAAUACAAACAUGCUUAUGGAAAAAAAGAUAAUAUUGUUACAUUUGAAACUCUCGGCUCAGUUUGUCUGAUGGGAGACUUUAAUUCCAGGACCAGGAAUUUGCAAGACACUACGGACAUCGAGAAUUUGUCCUCUGUACUGAUACCAAAUAAAACUAUUUCAAGUGGAA